AUGUCGACAUCUUUCCUUAUUAGGAGAACGGCUGCUGCGUCUGCUGCGUCUGCUGCGUCUGCUGCACCUCUCCGGCUAGCCCGUCAUGUGAUCCCAGGACAGCAGCAACCACAGCAGCGACACUUCUCCCUAGGCGCAGCCUUUGCCGCCGCCUCAACCACGACAGCAGAGAGCAUCACCUUCAUCCACCACUGCGGUCUGCCGUGGUACGUGACCAUACCGCUGGUGGCCGCCACCGUCAACUUCACCUGUCGUCUACCCGUCUACUGGUACGUGCGGGUGCUGCAGAACCGGCGCACCCGGAUCCUGCCACUCUACCAGGCCUGGACGUCGACGCACGCCCAGGAGGCUGCCGGCCUCGUUGCUGGCGGACCAUCCAGCGCCGUCAGCCAGGAGAAUGUGGCGGCCAAGCGGAAGCGCGACUCGCAGACGUUCAAGCUGAUUCGCAGGUCCCGCCAACGCCUGUACCGCCAGUUCAGCUGCCAGACGUGGAAGAGCUUCACCCCGCUGCUGUCCAUGGGGCCCUUUAUCAUGGUGACGGAUGCGCUGCGACGUCUGGUGGGCACCUCGACCCUCGCAGGCGAUGGCUCCGCUGCCGUCACGGGGCACGGGCUUGUGGAGCAGUCCAUCACCGAGGGCGGGCUGGCUUGGUUCACGGACCUGUCCCUGCAGGACCCGUACAUGGUCCUGCCCCUCGUGUGCUCAGUCGCCAUGGCCAGUUCCGCCUGGAGGGGCAUGGACGCCAAGACGCUCCUCGAGAGGCUAACCGGCAAGGCUGGCGCCCCCAACGGGCUGCAGUUCCUGUCGGGCGUCAUGGGCCGCGUAGCUGUGCUCAUCCCCGUCAUCCCGCUCCUGCUGUACUCGCAGCCCGCUGCCAUCUUCCUUUACUGGAUCACCACCUUCAGCCUCAACCACGCCAACUCGGCUAUAUACGACCGCUUUCUGCCGGUACCCAAGCCCGAGUUGAAACCAUCACCGCCUCAGGUCAGCAAGGAGAAGCCACACGUGUCUCUGCCGUGGCUGCACUCUGGUGAGAUGCAGAUAAACGCCAAGACGACGAGCACAUAA
This is a messenger RNA of Geosmithia morbida, 1068 nucleotides long. RefSeq names its product mitochondrial inner membrane protein COX18. Lineage: Eukaryota; Fungi; Ascomycota; Sordariomycetes; Hypocreales; Bionectriaceae. The transcript has a single exon. Gene Ontology annotation, cellular component: mitochondrial inner membrane. Bases 1 to 1068 code for a protein of 355 amino acids. The record is from RefSeq and is a predicted model, not a curated record. Gene Ontology annotation, biological process: mitochondrial respiratory chain complex IV assembly; protein insertion into mitochondrial inner membrane from matrix. Gene Ontology annotation, molecular function: membrane insertase activity.